Molecule: messenger RNA, 1898 nt
Organism: Boleophthalmus pectinirostris (great blue-spotted mudskipper)
Lineage: Eukaryota; Metazoa; Chordata; Actinopteri; Gobiiformes; Gobiidae
Gene: zswim7
Product: zinc finger, SWIM-type containing 7
Exons: 5
Coding region: 268-723 (151 amino acids)
Biological process (GO): double-strand break repair via homologous recombination
Cellular component (GO): Shu complex
Molecular function (GO): zinc ion binding
Source: RefSeq, a predicted model, not a curated record
AAUUUAAGAAGAUUUUGAGUUGUAAGUUGUAACUUAAUACAUUUUAGCCUUUUAACUUGAUUACAAAUUUUCAGUUCUCCACCACUGUUAUUAAACAUGAAGAAACCACAUCAAAUUAAUGAUACAAACCUAAGGAAUACGUGUGUGCUAUAGCUGCACAAAUAGUGAAAAAAAAAAGAAAAAAAAAGUUGAAGCAAUAAUCAAUUUUAUUUUGAAAUAAAUAAAAAAACCGGAAAUCGCAAUGUUUUGAUCGCACGUCAUUGGUCCAUGAAUAAAGCUACUUCCGGUAAGCGCGUCUUCUACAAAAUGAACUCUUCAUUUUUACCCUCAGUUGCAGAACAACUUUUCAAAGACAUUCAGAAGAUAUACCAGGACACAUCUCAAAUUCCUGAUGACAUGCUGAUUGCACUGAAGUUUAUAUUUGGCCCAUGUGCGCUCCAGGCUUUGGAUUUGGUUGAUCAGCACUCCGUCACCUGUCUCUCUUCUCCAAGUGGACGCAGAACCUUUCAGGUCACUGGAGGCUCUGGUCACGUGUACACUUGCUUCGUGUCCUGUCACUUCUGUCCCUGUCCAGCCUUUGCUUACACUGUUCUCCGCAGGAAUGAGGGGCUGCUGUGCAAACACCUCCUCGCCGUGUAUUUGUCUCAGGCCAUGGCCGUGACUCAGCAGGAGGCCGUGUCUGACCAGGAGAUGACCACUUUGCUCAGCACCACAGCGUUUUGAGAGCCUCUAAUCUGGUGAGCCCUGGAAUAUGUCAAAGAGAAGUGGUACAAAAGACUUUAAGAGGAGUAUGAGGCUCCUGUGGAAGACGCCAGAUGUCGUUUUAUUUAUUGAACUCUUAUUCAUCUUAAGUGUGUUAUUUUUAGGUUUAUUUAGCUAUUAGAUGAGCAGCUGCUGGUUUAAAUUUAUUCCAGUCUUGUACAUAAACGGAGCAAUAGAUGUGGGGCAUGUAGAGAAAAAUAGCAGUUCUGGAGAUAUGCACAAUUAGAAUAUGGAGUACACGGUCUAUCAUUAAAAUGUUUAGUGUAAUCUUCCAGACAGGGUACAAAGUGAUUUUUCUUCAAUUUUUCUUAAAUUUAAUGGUCACAAGAAAUUUACAGGCAGUUGAGAUAUUAAUUAUACAUAUUAAAUAUUUCAAUAUUUUUAGGAAUAUCCCUAAAACUGUAUCUUAACCUUAACCUUAAAGUUGCAUAAGGCAGAGGUGGGACUUGCAAGUCGUGACUAGGACUUGAAUCAGACUUGAGUCACUAUUUUUAGGACUUGAGACUUGACUUGAUAAAAUGGAGUAAGACUUGGGACUCGACUUGGACUUGAAGGUCAGUGACUUGGGACUUGACUCGGACUUGAGGCCUGUGACUUGAGAAGACUUGAGAAGCACUUUUAAAUCUGAGUUCUUUCUAUUUUGACUGUAAUGAUUCACUCUAAGAUUUUGUCAAGACAUUUAAAAAGGGAAAAAAAUGCAUUUCUACUACUCUUAUAUACUCUAUAAAUACUCAUAUAUAAAUAUACCAUGACUUUAUAAGUACAAUUUAUCUUAUAAUUCAUAUAAAUUGCAAAAAUCUAAGAUAUAUUUGGUACUUUGGUUUAAAGACAUGAAAUGACUUGAAGCUCAAAGCAGACAACUUGAACUUCACUUGGACUUAUGGGCCAGUGACUCGAGACUCGACUUGGACUUGCCUGUAUUUGACUUGAGACUUGACUCGGAUUUGAGGUCAAUGACUUGAGACUUACUUACUGUACUAUAUUUGCGUAACUAUAUUCAGACUAUAUCUGCAACAUUUUCAGCAUUUAUUUAUGAUUUGCCUAUCUUUGAAACAACAUUCACAAUAUUAUCCUUAUGUUGCUAAUCUGUUCAUGUAACAGAGUAAAUAAUAAAGAGCCCUUUGUAACAAUAUAAA